AUGCCCCACUCCUGGCCAUUCUCACUAGCUGAACUCUGGCUGUGGCUGCGUUUUGCAAUAGGAAGCAUUGAUUCCUGGUCAUGCACUGAUGAGAGGCUAGUGUACUCAGGUCGGUCCUUCAGUGCCCGAGACAAGGUGUCAGGCACUGUCUUGAGUUUCACUCGCACUGAACCUUCCCUUCUACAGUACCCAUGUAAUGAUGGUGACCCUUGGGGACGCCCCAGUCCAGCCCUGUACCUGGGACAAAAGGUUUUCCUCAGCACAGAUGGAUUUGAAACCAGCCUCCUGCCCCUGACCAUCCCUUCUGAGCUAGAGACCCCAAAUGCCUCAGUCAGUGCUGCAGCCUUUGUGAAGAAGGAUCAGUUAGUAAUGGUGAUAAAUGGACAGGUCUAUCUCUACUUCUUCAUAGCUGGGGAGGAGGAAUGGCUCCCAGUACAGGGGAUAGAUUCCUUGGUCACUGAGCUCUCCAACACCCACUGCUGCUACCCAGGGCAGGACCCAGCCUGCCAGGACACCAGUCUAACUAUUUUUGCCUAUGAGACUGGGCAUUCAGCCUCCGAAAGCAACAUCUUCCUGUCAGAGGAUGGGGGCUACAUGUUCACCGCUCUGAAGCUGAGCCCAGAACUGCAAGGGGUGCUGCUUGGUGUCUACAAUUUUGUUUCCCUUUCCCAGACUGGGUUGCUCAUCAACCGCACCCACAGUGAUGGGGAAGGGAAAGGAGGAGGAGCCUAUUUCUCAUACACCGGGGGCAACAUGAGCCACAUGUACAGCCACAUCUCCCUGGGCUUCCACCUGAAGUCCACAGGGGGCCCUGAUGUCCGGGGUAUCCAGAACCCUUUCCUGUGGGGCUUCACCAUCCUCUGGACCAAAGACACUCUGCUGAUCUCCACCAAUAACGGCUUGCUUGUGGAGCCAGUGACUGCGCAGACAAAGGCGUUUUCCAGAACCUCCCCUCCUUUCCCUGGCGACGGCCUCUGCCAUGUGGCCACCAGCAACACUGAGAUUGCAGUCCUGACCCGGGACCAGCGGCUCUUCCAUGGCAGCCUAGACAUGGUCUCCACAACUAUCGUGCAGGUUAGAGAGCGCAACAGCAGCGAGAAAGGCCUGUGCAAUGCUGUGCUGAUGUUUGACAAAGUAGGGAUGCUCACCAUAUUGAGCCCUGAACCUACCAAUAAUUCCUGGGCCUAUAACUUCCAGAAAUGCACCUUGAACAUGCAGUUGCUGCUCAUGGAGCUUUGGCCACCUCUGCAAGACUGCCCAGUUGAGAUCCUCAAGGGUCAUUUCCACAACAAGAUCCAUUAUAUCGACAUGCACCAGAAGCUGAACUUUAGUGCCACAUUUGUGCCAAAGCCGGGCACUGGGGCUUUUCCAAUGGUGACUGUGAGCAACCCCCAUGCGCUAGGGUUCCAGGCAUAUAUAACAGAGGAUGGGUACACAUAUGACGGGAACACCAAGUACAGCUUGCACAUGCAGAUGCUGCAGCAGUGCUUCUCUGGCAUGGCAGAACCUCAUUUCAGUGACACCUUCCUCUCUGGCGGGAUGUCUGUCCUUACUGUGGACAUCCCCAACAAAGGCCCUAGCUGCAUUGAUAUGCAUCCUUUGUCUGCACUUAUCAAUGUAGGUUGCCCACCUACUAAACACAUUAAAGUUUUUAAAAACACAACAGCAUGCAGCAAAGGCCUGUUUAAUCAAGGCACGCUGCAAGAUAACUUCACUUAUACUAUCAGCCACAAUUUAUAUGACCCACAUUUUCUUGCCACACCACAGUUAGGUCAAAGUGAUCUUGAAGUUCUAUAUGAGUAUAACGAGCUGGGAUGUCCUCUUCUGCUGUAUUAUGAUACUCCUUGGCUGCCAAUCCUUGAGCUGUGGGAAAAUGAUGCAUUUGUGGAGUAUGUUGCUGCUGACUUUGUUGUGUUUGAAGUCAAUGGAAUGUAUAAUUAUGAUUAUCUCUUGACAGCUGCUGAAGCCAAUUGUAUCUCUCAACCUCAGAAUUGGACUGCUUUGAUGCAAAAGCAAGAUUCUCCAAAUCCAUACACUGCAUGGAGCAGAAUGAACUAUGAAAGCUGUAAGAACCACGAUGGACCUAAAUUAGUAUCACCCUCAGCCAAGUAUCAAAUUCUUGGUCAAAAUGAAAAGAACAGGAUUGUUUUUUCCCACUAUAAUGGCUUUUAUAUCUUUAAAGCCAUUGUGGUGGACAAAUUAUAUAGUUACUGUGAAUUGUCUGCAACUGUCAGUGUAUAUGUCACUGGUGCCCUCCCAAAGUCUUACAUACAUGCUUGGACAACGCUGAUAGCUUUUCUGACUAUCAUUCUGAUUGCAAUUUUGAUGGGAUAUUUCUUACAUAAACUAUCACUUAUGAAAAAAUCCCCAAAAGUUAAAGUAUUUUGAGCAUAAUCAUUUAGAAACCUAGUAUGGUGUUUAGGGAAAUUAAUGGGGGUACCGUUAAGAAUUCUCAUAGGCUAGUUUUUUAUUAAAUAAGCUCAAUUGAGGCAGGCUGAUUAAAAUAAGGAAUGCCUAUGUAUGAAAGAGGAAAUGAUAAAAGGAACUGUUGUAUGUUUUCUAACUUUAUAGAUGUUGGAGGGGUGAUGUUCUUACUCCAAGCUAUUAGAUCUUUAAAGGGUGGACGUUCCCUUAGAUCUAUUUUAACAUACUAAUUUAUCUUCCCCAAUUCUUUUUCUCAUUUUCAUGCAGUAAUCUUCCGUCUCUUGGCUUAUGUGAACAAUCCUUACUGCCUGCUAUUUUAUUGCUAAUAUAUAGCUUUUUAGUGUGUCACCUUUUGUUGAUGUAGUCAGUUACAUUAACCUAUUCAAGAGCUGGAUCUUCUAAUCCAGCUGACCCUUUCCUCAAAAAAGGCUUCCUUUGGAGCAUGACUAGUGCUUGUUCGAUGGACAGUAUGUCAAUGGAAAUCCAAGAGAUUCCUCUGUUUCCUCUAGUUUGUAUUCCUGUUGUGAUUUUCCUCCUCUCCCACCAUUUGCAAUAUUAAUUUUAGUUUAUAUCCGAUUCCAUUUCAUUUGCUGGAUGGCAGAAUACUGACAUUUCUAUUGGGUUCUAAAGAACUCUACAUCAAAACAGUGAAAUACAAUUAUUUUCCAAUAUGAGAGAAUUGAAUGGAUUCUGAAAACAUUAUUGAGGUUGAAUAGCACUUGGCUUCAAUGGGAUUACUAGCCUGAGUAUAUACAAUUUAACAUGAAUAAAGGUUGCAGAAUGUGGCCCCUGGGUUUCCUGUUGGGUCAUGUGGUCAACCAAGUAUUAUCUAUUUAAUGUAUGUACCAUGAAACUUGGUUGUGGUCCACUGCCGUGAUCAAUUCAUACUCUUCACCAUUGAGAU
This is a messenger RNA of Chrysemys picta bellii (western painted turtle), 3328 nucleotides long. RefSeq names its product cation channel sperm associated auxiliary subunit delta (gene CATSPERD). Gene Ontology annotation, biological process: sperm capacitation; flagellated sperm motility. The record is from RefSeq and is a predicted model, not a curated record. Gene Ontology annotation, cellular component: CatSper complex; sperm principal piece. Lineage: Eukaryota; Metazoa; Chordata; Testudines; Emydidae.